CUGCAGUUACAGGGACAUGGAAGUGACAACCCUAUUGACAUGGAUAGAAGAAAAGAUGCUGGAAAGGCUGCUUGGGAACGCAUCUUUGACUCUUCUUUAUGAGUCUAGUGUUCACAAACUUGUCGAGAUGAGUAACAAAUGUUCCCUUCAGGGGUCCACAAUGACAGUAUUUCACCUGAAGCAAGAUAUAAUUGUGGGUGUUUUUAUGCUGGAGGAUUUUCCCAGUUUAGACUCUGAAAAGCUAUGUACUUGUGCUUGGUUUUCAUUGAAAAAGAAUAAUAGCUCUGAAAUACGAGCUUUAUUUCUCAACACACAAGUAACAGUUAAUUCUACAGGUCUGCAUAUGAUCUCACCCGGUAGUUUGACACUCACUGUGGAUUUUCGCUUUGGAUGCACACUUUAUCUAAAUGAUGAAGCAAUAGAGGAACUAGAACUCAAUCCUAAAUAUGACUCUCGAUGUUGGCAAUGUGAAAUUUUUCGAGUUGAUGGCAUAAAGAAAAAUCCAGGCUUCAUAAAGAAGAUGGUGACCGCCAAACAGCACCGAGAAAAAUUACUCUCUGCUCUCAAAGCCUACAGGCCUUAUGAGCACUUGGUUUCAGAAGUGCACAUUCUCUUGGUGGGCCCAGUAGGUUCAGGAAAGUCCAGCUUUAUCAACUCAGUGAAGUCUGCUUUCCAAGGCCACCUAACUCGCCAAGCCAUCGUGGGAUCUGACGAAAGCAGCAUCACCAAGCAGUACAGAGUUUAUUCUAUUAAAGAUGGAAAAAGCGGGGAAACACUCCCAUUUAUGCUGUGUGACUCAAUGGGGCUAGAGGAAGGGGAGGAAGCAGGGCUGUGCAUGGAUGACAUUCCUCACAUCUUAAAAGGCUGUGUACCAGACAGGUAUCAGUUCAAUCCAUGUAAGCCAAUUAAGCCGAAGCACUUCACUUCCGCCGUCUCUCCACCUCUGAAGGACAGGAUUCACUGCGUGGCUUUUGUCCUGGACAUCAGCUCUGUUAAUACACUCUCUGAUAAAAUGCUGGGAAAGCUGAAAAAGAUCCACAAAGAUGUAGUAGACUGUGGUGUAGGACACGUAGCCCUGCUUACAAAUGUGAAGAACUACGAUGAAGUUCUUGAUGACAAUUUUGUCAACAUGGCAGAAAGUGUGACUUCUCUAAGCCAGGUACAGAAUGUUCAAAAGAUGCUGAAUAUUCCUAUAGCUAAUAUCUUGAUGGUCAGCAAUUAUGCUUCGGAACGAAGGUUGGAGCCUAUGAAGGAUAUUCUGAUCUUUGCUGCACUCGGGCAGAUGUUGAGGGCUGCAGAUGAUGCCUUAGAGGACUUGCCUCUCGAGGACGCUGGUAACCUGGAUCCGUUCUAAAGCACUGUCUUUUGGGAAACCCUCAGCUGUAGUUCAGCGGGGUGUUUGGGGACCAUUUUCCUAGCCCUGGCGUGUAUUGUAAUAUGUGCUAAUUUCUGCUUUUGCUUGUCUUGUUUUGGAGCAAUUUGAGGAUUGGCACAUGCUCCUGUGACAUUAGUGUCCCCGAUUUUAGCUUAAGCCUUAUUUCUCCAAGAAGAGGCACUCUGCUGAAAGCCUUUGCUAAUGUUUGCUGUCCUUCAACAAUGAGUCGCAUAUCAAAAAUGAAGGCGAUCCCUGAGAAGUGAAGAGAAGAGAGAUGUCCUAGGACAAAUAGGCUUCCAUGUGCCCAUACCAUCUACAGUUUUAUAUGUGAAGAACAGAAGUGUCAGAUCCCUCUGGAACUGAAGCAGGGGCUCAUGAACCAUCUGAUGUGUGUGCACAUCUACUUGUGUCUUUCUCAAGCUCCUUAGGCGAAACAAACUUGGCUUUGCUUUUGCUUCUCCAGCACAUUAUGCAACUCUAUGUGCCCUAAUUGACUGCACAGCAGUUACAAAAUGAUGUAGGUGUCUGCUAUUCCAAACAGAGAAGGCAUUCUUGAGAAACAGGACUGGAUUUGCCCUGUAGUCCCAGCGCUCAUCACAAGGUCUAGUAAGCAUUAAUGAUGCACAUGCUAACUCCUCCCUAGCGCUUUUUCUAACUUGAUGACAUUUACUUAGAUAGCUAGUACAUGUGGAUGGGAAGACAUGGAGUGAGAUGCGGGGAAGGGGAGAAGAAAAUAAAGGGUGGAGAUGAUUUCACUUGUCUCCGAUUGAAAGCCUGAAUGUCUCUCAACAAAUUUAAAUGAAUUGAAAAAAGCCAAUAUUUGUUAAUAACUUGAUUAAUUAUAUCAAUGUUUUAAUUUCACAAAAUAAAGUU
Arvicanthis niloticus (Nile rat) is the source of this 2248-nucleotide messenger RNA. NCBI's taxonomy places the organism in Eukaryota, Metazoa, Chordata, Mammalia, Rodentia, Muridae. The record is from RefSeq and is a predicted model, not a curated record.